AGUGUAUAUAAGCUCGCGCCGAGUCCUCACCAGCACAACGCAUACCGGCCUUCGCCUCAACCGUCUAGCACUACCAUCUGAACACACAACCGCUGCAAUGAUGCGUGCCGGAGGAGCCGUGGCUAUAGCAGUAGCCACGUUGCUGGUCUGCUGCAGCGCUGAUCCUCACCAGGAACAAGAUCUAAGAGUAGGCGCACAGAACACAGGCGAUCAUUACGACGUUAAUGAUUUGAAACAGAGAGAAGAACUUGAGGACUUCAUGAGAUUUCUCACCCAAUACGUAAAUAAAAUUGAUAGAGAAAGCAAUUUGGGCAGCAUUGGAGGGACUACAUCACUAGGAAGAAACUUUAAUACUUACGAAAAUAAGCCUUUAAGAGGACCAAGAGGUGGACCUUUGAGUGGUAAAAACAUUUAUGGAAUUGGAGGAUCGACGCUUUCGGGGAGCGAUAUGGAGAACAAGAUGCAAUACGCUAGAUAUCUCGAUUCUUUGGGCGGUGGUAAUUUUGUCCGCACUCUCGAUACUAUUGGAGGAGGAAAUUUUGUGAGAAAUUUAGAUUCAAUCGGUGGGGCUAACUUCGUCAAGAAGAACCUCGAUCAAAUUGGAGGGCCCAAUUUAGUCAAGAGAUAUCUGGAUUCAUUGGGUGGUGGAAACUUCGUCCGUCACAAGCAACGGAAUUUGGAUUCAUUGGGUGGAGGCAAUUUGGUUCGCGAAGUGCGAGAGUUACGGCACUUUCCUUAUUUCAUGGGAAGGAGGUUCGAAUACAACAGUCCAUACGGAGGCAAGCGGGAUACAUGGCCGCUCGUGAUGCCAAUCGAGUACGGAUAUUACGGAGACGGCCUUCCCAAGCGCAAUUUCGAUGAGAUUGAUCGGUCGAACUUGGACAACUUUGUGAAGAAGCGUAACUUCGAUGAGAUUGACCAGACGUCAAUGCCGUUCCCCUUCAAACGGUUCUACCACUUCAUCGGACCUAACUACCUGGACUCGGUAACAAACUUCGACAAGAAGAGGUACAGACCAGACUUCCCCAUGGACGAGAUCGACCUGUCCCAAUUCCCCAUCGGCUCAAAGCGUUCUGAAAUGUCUGCUCACAACCUACGAUAAGCUGUCAACAACAAAAAACAACUAUAAAAAUCCAAUCACAAAUCUUUUAAAACUUUUGCGUUGUUAUAUUCGCCAUGUCACGGUCCCUAAACAUCUUUCAAGUAAACCUGUUUUAAUAAGUUUUAUCCCCAAUUUGAAUUGAUCUACGUGACUCUAUUGCAUAAUUAUGCAAAAUACUCUAAAUAAUCCUCAGCGAAUCCUCCUCGAAUUUUGUAGCACUUAACUUGAAAUAAAUAAAAUUAUUUGAUGUAAAUUUUGUGUCGGUAUUACAGAACUGUACUUAGUAGAUAUUAUUAAAUUAUUAUUAGGUAAGCGCAGAGGGGUAUAUCAAAUAUCCAAUUAUGUCUAACAUGUAUAUUUACAAUAAAAAUAUUUCUAAAGAAAUAUAAAUUAAUAUAAUAUGUGUAUCUGUAAAUUAUUUUUCUCUAAAUUUAAAACAUAAAAAAAUUAAUGAAAUAGGUUUAUUUUUAAUAUUGUCAUAUUAUACAUGCAAUUGUUAAUAUUAUCGAAUCCAAUAUAUUAUAAUAAAAAAUUAAGAA
Molecule: messenger RNA, 1641 nt
Organism: Maniola jurtina (meadow brown)
Lineage: Eukaryota; Metazoa; Arthropoda; Insecta; Lepidoptera; Nymphalidae
Gene: Ork
Product: orcokinin peptides-like
Exons: 9
Coding region: 98-1102 (334 amino acids)
Source: RefSeq, a predicted model, not a curated record